AUGGUCGCGACCGAGGAAAACGUUUCCGCAAACAUGGAUGAGGCAACCGCCUUCAAAGAACGUGGUAAUGCAGAGUUUAAGGAGGAUUGUUGGGAGGCAGCGAUCAAGUGGUAUACUAAGGCGAUCAAUGCAGGCGAAAAGCACAAGGAUUUGGCCGUUUUCUACAAAAACCGGGCAGCUGCCUACCUUAAAAUGGAACAAUACGAAAGUGCCCACAAGGAUUGCACACGCUCACUGGAUGUUUGCCCGAACGAUCCGAAAGCUCUGUUCCGCCGCUUCCAGGCGUUCGAGGCACUGGAAAGAUUUGAGGAAGCGUACAAGGACCUACGCAUAAUCCAUUCGCACGAUCCUAAUAAUAAAACGAUCAAACCGCACCUAGAGCGUCUGCACGCAAUAGUACAGGAGCGGGCUAGACAACGUGCCCAGACCUCGAAUAAGGUAGCUAAAAUGUUUGAAAUCGCUUUCGAUAUCGGUGCUCCGAAGGACAAACGGGAACAGGCGAUGAGCAAUAUCGUCGUGCUUUCUCGUGAACAAGCCGGUGUUGAGGUCAUGGCAAAGGAAGGUGUCAUCACCCGUAUUGGUAAGCUGCUGAAGGUCGAAAAAAAUAACGAUAUUAUCACCAACGCUAUACGAGCCGUGGACGGGGUAUGUCUAAAGAGUCCGGAACGUACCAAACAGGUGAUCAGCGAGCUUGGUAUUCCAUGGUUCCUGCAAAUUCUGGACUGCAAUGUUGAGGAGCGCGUUGCAGCCUCGCAGCACUGUAUGCAAACGGUACUGAACUCGAUUUCGGGCAUGGAAAACAAGGAAGAUUCGAAGCCCAUCGACUCACUGGUGCAGGAAAACCAGCAGAUGAUUGAAACGCUGCUCACUUGUUUGCUGUACUCGGUGACUGAUCGUACCAUUUCUGGAAUGGCUCGUGAUUCUAUUAUGGAAUUGCUGAUUCGUAACGUCCAUUGGAAGACGCUAAAUUGGGCGGAACGGUUGGUUGAACUAAAAGGACUGAUGCGGCUUAUGGAGGUGUGUUCCGAGCUGGAGGAGUACAAAUAUGAGAGCGCGAUGUACAUAACGCCAUCCUCACGCACGAUCGCGACCGUGUGUCUGGCUCGAAUCUACGAAAACAUGUACUACGAUCAGGCCCGCGAACGGUUCACGGAACAAAUUGCCGAUUUCGUGAAGGAUAAGCUGCUAACGCCCGAUCACGAAUCGAAAGUGCGCGUCACGGUAGCAAUCACGUCGUUGUUACUGGGACCUCUUGAUGUUGGCAACACGAUCGUUUCACGCGAGGGUGUCCUGCAGAUGAUUCUCGUAAUGGCACAGUCAGAUAAUCUGCUGGAGCAAAAAGUGGCUUGUGAAUGUUUGAUUGCUGCAGCGUCGAAGAAGGAUAAAGCCAAGGGUUUGGUGCAAUCAGGAGCAGAAAUUUUGAAGAAAUUGUAUGCUUCCAAGAACGAAGAAAUCCGCGUGCGAGCCUUGGUUGGUCUGUGUAAGAUUGGUAGUUCCGGAGGAUUAGAUGCGUCGAUUCGUCCAUUCGCGGAUGGAUCGACGACGAAGCUAGCCGAAGCCUGUCGCCGGUUUCUAGUGAAACCCGGUAAGGACAAGGAUAUCCGCAAGUUCGCAGCCGAAGGUCUCGCGUAUCUUACACUCGAUGCGGAAGUCAAAGAAAAGCUAGUUGAAGACCGUGCUGCCAUCAAGGGCCUGAUUGAACUAGCUAAGACCGGUGAUCAGUCGGCACUUUACGGUGUCGUUACAACGUUGGUGAAUCUGGUGAAUGCGUACGACAAGCAAGAGAUGGUACCAGAGUUGAUAGAACUUGCCAAGUUUGCCAAACACCAUAUCCCGGAGGAGCACGAGCUGGACGAUCCGGAUUUCGUGAGCGCACGUAUCAUCAUACUGGUCAACGAAGGCGUCACAUCCGGCUUGGUGGCGUUAUGCAAAACAGAGAGCGAUAAUUCCAAGGAAAUGAUUGCCCGUGUGUUCAAUGCACUUUGCAGUGAACAGGAAGCACGUGGUAAGGUGGUACAACAGGGUGGAACGAAGGUGUUGCUUCCACUGUCGCUGAAAGGAACGGCCAAUGGCAAACGACAUGCUGCGCAGGCAUUGUCGCGUAUUGGAAUCACCAUCAACCCGGAAGUUGCUUUUCCAGGGCAGCGCAAUCUGGAGGUGAUCCGCCCGUUGAUGGCCCAGCUUCAUCCCGAUUACACUUCGCUGGAAAACUUCGAAGCGCUGAUGGCGCUAUGCAAUCUGGCCUCGAUGAAUGAGUCCACUCGGCAGCGUAUUCUAAAGGAGCAGGGUAUGGUGAAGAUUGAAUCCUACAUGGGAGAAGAUCACGAUAUGCUGCGCCGUGCCGCUACGCAGGUUAUGUGCAACAUGGUCCAAUCGCCGGAUGCGAUAGACCUCUGUGAAAAACAAAACGAUCGCGUUAAAAUGUUGGCACUGCUGUGCGAAGAAGAAGACGAGGACACAGCGCUGGCAGCUUCCGGGGCGCUUGCCUACUUGACGGCGGUUUCCGAGAAGUGUUGUGAGAAAAUGUUUGAGCCAGCGGCGUGGCUGAACGUGUUUCACACAUUGGUUGCGAAUCCGAGCGCUGGUGUGCAACAUCGUGGCAUCGUGAUCAUUCGCAAUAUCAUCAAGGCGAACAAGCAGCUAGCCAGCAAGCUGUUCGAUACCGAUCUACUGCAGAUGCUGUAUGGCGUUACGCAGCUGAAUGAUGAGACGCGGGCGAAAGCCAUCGAAUGUGCGAAGGAGUGUUUGAAGUUGGCCGAAGAGAACCGACUGAUUGAAGAAAAUGCGGAUGCUGAUCUGGCACCGGAUGUUUUCAAACAACAGGAAGCCUCGAUCGAAGAGAUCGAUAAUUGAAGUUUCGUAGGAAAGUAGACCCGUAUAAGAAAGUGCAUUAAAACUAAGUACUGAAUAUGCUUUUAAAAUUCUUAUUUUGACUGUUUGUGACUGUUUGAAACAGUCGCGUUGUCAUUAAUAUGAUCCCGUUACGAGAAGAGCUAGUACUUAACAAAGAUUGUAGGUCGCUACGUUACAAAUGAUUGUAACUAACCAUUUAAAUCGUCGAGUCGGUUAUCUCUCAGCUUGUAUGCUCUACUGUUACGUUUGUGUACAAGUCUCGUGAAAUGAUAGAGGAUUUCAUUUUAUG
This is a messenger RNA of Anopheles nili, 3142 nucleotides long. RefSeq names its product protein unc-45 homolog B (gene unc-45). The record is from RefSeq and is a predicted model, not a curated record. Bases 1 to 2853 code for a protein of 950 amino acids. The transcript is spliced from 2 exons. Lineage: Eukaryota; Metazoa; Arthropoda; Insecta; Diptera; Culicidae. Gene Ontology annotation, molecular function: Hsp90 protein binding.